GUAAAUUUGUAAAAAAAGAUUUAGAUAUUGCGAAAGAAAAAUUGUGAGUGAAAUCUUUUAUUAAAAGGAGAUUUACUUUGACGUAGUAACUGAAUCUUCGCUAAGUUUUUUCAAUAUCAGUGUAUAUCUGGAGUUCAUUCAUCGUUAAAGGUGGAACGAAAUGAAAGCUGGGUGCGUAUGUCGCCAAAGGGUAUCAGCUGGCAGGACAGGUUACCAUCUGGGAAAUUGGAAGCGUCGUCGGGCGGCGGUGCUUGCUUUCGAUCCAACAUUUUCCAGCAUCAUGUGUCGACUUCCUCCCUGCAAGGGCAGGUGGUGUGUCGCGUCGCGCGGGAACAAGAGGGAUGGAAGUUGCCUUCGGGGACGAGAUUUACGAGCGUCGCCGGUCGGCGCGAAAAAGUUUACAUUUGCUUGUGUCUCUUCCUGCCUCUCUUUCUGUCUCUUUUCCUCUCUCUGCGGCUUGCCGGAAGUGACCAAGAGGAUUGACGGCGUCGCGUGAUAAAAUGCAGUCAAGAUAAACUGGAUGUCAUGAAUUUUGACAUUUAGUCGCGUCUCCUGGUAAGAUUGCGGUUAUCCUUCGAUUAUUUCUUAUCUAGAAUAUGGGAUUUAAUCCCUUCAGAAUUCUAAACGAAUGAUAAAACGAAAAAAGUCCAAGAGAGAUAUUCAAAAGACAAAAAAA
Messenger RNA from Pogonomyrmex barbatus (red harvester ant), 676 nucleotides. RefSeq lists its product as uncharacterized. NCBI's taxonomy places the organism in Eukaryota, Metazoa, Arthropoda, Insecta, Hymenoptera, Formicidae. The record is from RefSeq and is a predicted model, not a curated record.